Messenger RNA from Lathyrus oleraceus (garden pea), 522 nucleotides. RefSeq lists its product as uncharacterized. The record is from RefSeq and is a predicted model, not a curated record. Bases 1 to 522 code for a protein of 173 amino acids. The transcript has a single exon. Lineage: Eukaryota; Viridiplantae; Streptophyta; Magnoliopsida; Fabales; Fabaceae.
AUGGAUGAUGUGGUUGAGAUGUCGUUGAUUUGUGAAAAUUGUUCGCUCUCGGUGAAUGGUAGAAUUUUCCAGAUUGAUCUGAUUUGUUUACCACUUAAUAAGGUUGAUGUGGUUUUGGGGAUGGAUUCGCUUUCCGCCAAUUCGGUGUUUAUUGGAUGUGAAGAGAAGUUGAUUAUCAUCCCACCUAGUGAAGCUACUCCAAAGGAUAUAUUAACUACUAUCUUGGAAGGUACGGUUGGCAUGGUUAAUUUCUUAUUUGAGAAGGAAAAGUCAGUUCUCUUGGUUCUCACCAAGGAAUCUAGCGACAAUCUGAGUGUUACACAAAUUCCUAUCGUUUGUGAAUUUCCGAAAGUUUUCCCUGAGGAUGUCACUUCUUUUCCUCCUGAAAGGGAAGUGGAAUUAUCUAUUGAUCUGAUACCUGGGACGGCUCCAAUAUCCGUUUCUCCGUAUCGUAUGGAACUGCUCGAGUUGGGAGAGUUGAAGGAGCAAUUGGAAGAGUUGUUAACCAAGCAUUUCAUCUGA